Peniophora sp. CBMAI 1063 is the source of this 576-nucleotide messenger RNA. NCBI's taxonomy places the organism in Eukaryota, Fungi, Basidiomycota, Agaricomycetes, Russulales, Peniophoraceae. The record is from the annotation of a GenBank genome assembly.
AUGUCAGACAUAACCAUGGCCACCGCCACCACUGGCACACAAGCGGGCCCGCAAACCGGCGCCCAACCCGUUGCCGAUGCGGGUGCCCAAGGCGCCCCAGGCGGCGGCGGCGGCGGCGGGAGCAACCAGCCCGGCGACCAACCCGGCGGACAAGGGACAGGCGACGGUGCCGCUCCAGGCGGACCAGCUCCAGGCGUUGCAGACGACCCGCUCAUCGCGGUCUGCCGUCGCGCGCUCUACAACGCCGAGCUCCUGUCGCUAGGUAUCGACUCGCACGCGAUGCGUAUCGAGGCCCGGCAUCACACGUACACAAGUCAGCUCGAGGCCAUCGGCGCCUUCGCCGGGUACUACACGGCAUCCGCACGUCGCCUGAAUGACGCCGAGGGCGCCAUACGGCGCAGUUGGCGUAAUUUUGACCUUGAAGUUCGCCUCGGUGUCGCGGAUGUUCGCCGCGACCUUGAAGCCAUCGAUUCGGUUGCGGAUUUACAGCACGCGGAGCUAGUCGAUCUGCUACAUCGUAUUCUCUGGGCAUACGGUGCCCGCGUGAAUGUGCCUCAGCCCUUCCAGCAGCGCUAG